CAUAAACAAAUAUGGCCGACGAUUCGAAGAUCAGCGUUGCUCGUGUUUAACUAUUUCAGUCAUAGUUUUCAACAUGGCGUCUCGUCACUUACUCAACAUGGAAAAUAAGGGAUAUUCUGGCGCGUUGGGAACUUUUUUGAUGAGAGGAAAUGGCAAUUUUACAGGAUGUUUGGACGCUUCGAACUCUGUAGCAGUCAAUUCGAUCGAGAGCAGUUGACUUUAUCGAUGCACUUUCCUGUAAUAGGCGAGUGUUUGGGAUGGAGAACGACGGAUUUUGAAGAACUGUAUGGCGACCUAGGUCAAUGAUCAAUGACAAAAGAACUGGCUCGGGAAGUAAGUGGUUUUUAUUUAUCGAGUCCCUGUGAGGUUUGAUGAAUAGCAGAAUCAGUACUGAAUAUGUCUCGAUCGAGAGCAGACGGGACCAUGAGCUCUUGAUUGUUAUAUUUUAGAAAUUUUACAAAUUUCCAUACAGUUUCUUAUAUCAUUUGGACGCCAUUAUGGACGAAAUGCGCAAGCGUUGCCGCCAUCUUGUCCAAUAUUUCUGCCGAUGUUCAAAACAUCUUUUCAUAAGCUACCCAAGCCCCUUAUGUUAGCAACGCCUUAUUUAUCAGGCCUAACAAGGCCAAAAAAAGCUGUACAGGGCUGCUAACUUGAUGACUAACUUUGCUUUUUUUGAUAGUAACAAUCUAGAGUCAGUAGCAUCGUUGCCCUAAGGCAUUUUCCAUGGAUACAGCCGGUACUCUGUCAUUUGGAAACCAUCCUCUUGACACACGACACAAAUGGAACUCUGCUGAUGAUUUGUUAGCGAAGUGAGACAGGGUGGUUACCAAGCGCCGCACAUCGAGCUGAGCUACACAUCAUGAAGGACUCGUAAGACAGAAAUUCAGGGACGAUGUGGAUUUGGGUUACAGAGGAAUGUUCAGAGAAAUGGAAGAAAGGAGAAAAACAGGUAUAUUUUAAUGCUGAAACAAAGUUUAUGGUGGAGUAAAGAAAUUGAGAAUAACCAAUGGAAAGGAGUAAUGAAGGAAUAGGAAAAGGGGACAGUUGAGUAAUUCUAUGGAUUUACAGCAGAUUAAAAAGCAGAUUUAAAAGUGAAAAAGGGUCUUAGGACAAGUCUAUAUCAUGAGCUGUGGAUGAUCUCAGGCAUCAUAGUCACAAGGUACAAAAUGUUCCAGGAUUUUUUUAUGUUUUUUUGUUUUGUUUUUUUUUUUUAUCUAAGAAGUCUUUGUUUAGUAAAAUUGUGAUAUCACUGGAUUAUUGCUUAAUUACAUACAGUGUAUGUCUCAUUCAGGGCUGUUAAAUAUGAAUAAUUGUAGUUUGAAUUGUGGUAUACAGGGAGACUGUUUUAACUCUGCACACCCUAACAUCAGUAUGUAUAUUCUCCCCACUGUUCUCUAAACAUUUUCUAGGAUGCUGACAUUUCUAACAAUCAAGAGCUUCUGUAGUCAGUGAUCAGCUCUUUUAUUCUCCUGACCUUAAUGUUUGAUUCAGGGGGAAUUUGGUAAGGAGAAAAUAGAUGUCAGUCACUCUUAGGGGUUAAACUGCUGAAUACUUGGUCCUUCUUUAUCAGUGUUAACCCUUUAACUCCCAAGAUCUGAUUGUAAAUUCUCCCCUCUAGCUGCUAGUACAUAUUUCCUUAUAAGUUAGUUUUGAGAACUUGAUACUAGAUCAAGAUAGCAGCUUCUACCUGACAGGUUUGAAUAUUCUCAUUACCUGCUUGCUGAAUAAUGUAUGGAUAUUAUAGGGAGAAGUUUCAUGUUAAUCACUUGUGAGAGUUAAAGGGUUAAACCCUUUACAGGCCUCUCACCAGCUCAUGUUGCUCCAGGUCUCAUUCUCUCCUGCAGGUGAAGAAGCACUUUGGCCAAAGUGCAAUAAAUCCUUAAACUCUUAAGAUCUUAUUUUUAAUUCUUCCCUCUAACUGCUACACUUGUCCCUGUAGAUAAGCAACGAGAAUUUUGUGUUCAAUCAGCGUAACAUAUUGUACCUGAUGAGUUUGAGUAUUCUGAUUACCUGUUUGCUGAAUAAUGUAUGGAUAUUAAAGGGAGAAGUUACAUGUUUAUCAGUUCUGGGUGUUAAAGGGUUAUAGAGGCCCUGCUCACAGAUGACCUUCUUCUUUUUUUUAAAUUUAACCAUUAUGCGAAUAACUUAGCCUUCCUAGAAAUACAAAUAACCAGAAGUUGUUCCUCUUGGUUAGGAUCUUGAUGAAGAAUUUCAGAAGAAAAGAGAUUUUGUGGAGGAGUACACACCACUUACCAAGCAGACAUAUGGGGUCAGUCGUUGUUAUAUUUUUCCAAAUAGAAUCUUACUCCAGGGGUGCAUUAUGGUUCAGUCAUACAAUAGGCCAUUUUACAGUUGUGUACUUAGUUGCCAAGCCUUUGAUUUGGAGUGAGGCUGAAGGUGACCUUGUUGUGUUAGAGACCAGAAUCUAGUUAGCAUGAUAACAAAUUAAUUUGCAUUUCAAAAGCAGCAAGGUUUGUAUCAUAACAAGGUCACCCUCAGCCUCACUCCUGUUCAAAGGCUUGGCAACCAAGCACACAACUGUAAAAUGGACUAUUCAUAUGCCAUACAAUUCAUAUGAUGUUUGUUCAGAGAAUUUGGUUUUGGAUCAUACAUACAGUGUAUGUCUCAUUCAGGGCAGUGAAAUAUGAAUUACCGGUAUUGUAGUUUGAAUUAUGGCAUACAGAGAGACUGUUUUAACCCUUCACACUCUAACAUCAGUAUGCAUAUUCUCCAGACUGUUCUCUAGACAUUUCCUAAGAUGCUGACAUGGAGAAUUUGUCUAACAAUCAAAGAGCUUUUUAGUCUGUGAUCAGUUCCUAUAUUCUCCUGACCUUAAUGUUUGGUUCAGUGGGGAUAUGGUAAGGAGAAAUUUGAUGUCAGUCACUCUCAGGGAUUAAACUGCUGAUUACUUGGUCCCUCCUUAUCACUGUUAACCCCUUGCAGGCCUCUCAGCAGCUUGUGUUGCUCUACUAGGCCUCAUUCUCUUCUGCAGGUGAAGAAACACUCUUGCCAAAGUGCAAUUAACCCUUGAACUCCCAAGAUCUGAUUAUUAAUUCUCCCCUGUAGCUGCUACACAUUUCCUUGUAAAUUACUUACAAGAAUUUGGUGUUCAAUCAGGGUAAUAUCUUGUACCUGAUGAGUUUGAGUCUUCUCAUUACCUGUUUGCUGAAUAAUGUAUGGAUAUUAAAGGGAGAAGUUACAUGUUCAUCACUUCUGGGAGUUAAAGGGUUUAAAUGAGGCCCUGCUCACAGAUGACCUAACUUUCUUUUGAAUUUAACCAUUACAAGAAUAACUUGGCCUUCCUAGAAAUACAAAUAAUUAGAAGUUAUUCCUUUUGGUUAGGAUCUUGUUGAAGAAUUUCAGAAGAAAAGAGAUUUUGUGGAAGAGUACACACCACUUACCAAGGAGACAUAUGGGAUCAGUAGUUGUAAUAUUUUUCUAGGGGUGCAUUAUGAUUCAGUAAUUCCCUUAACUUUCUGCCACACAAUUCAUAUGAUGUAAGCUUGGAGAAUUUGGUUUUGGAUCAACUAACAAUCAGAGCAUCACUUGCCAGCUUGGUGUUGUAUUGAUGUGGUGAGGAGAAAUAAUGUUUUGGUCAUGCAUGGGUUUAGCUUCUAAGUAAGAUUUGACAAUUUUGAGAUUAUUUCCUUCAAUAAAUAAAUGUUUUUCUACUUAUGUUUUUUUGUUGAACUUCACCAGAAUGGUACACAGUCAGCAACGUAUGUAGCAAUGUUUUAUUUGCUGGAAUGUGUAAUCUGCAUUAAGGUUGUGUAGGCUGAAAUAGUGAAUUAAAACUUCAGAUCUCAUGAUUUUAGUGAAUGGUCCAGUCCAGUGAAUUUUAACAGAAAAUAUGGCCAAAACAUUGAUAUCUAAAGAACAUUCAUGUGAAAACAACAUAAGGGUGGCAAAGACAUACUUGAAGUAUUAUUCAACCAUAGAGUAUUUUAAUGUACCAGGAUGUUGCAAAAUAUAUGAUUGUUUUUGAUAAUAAAUGAUACUGUAUGAUUAUGACAAUCUAACCAUGAUGGCAUAUAAUAAUACAUAUGUAAGUUUGGUAAUUUUGAAUUUCUUUGUGAAUUUCAGGUGUUGCAUUAGCAGUGAAUGAUUUUAGUUCUGGCAUCAUGACAGCAUCUGCUGGUGAUGAUAAUAGUACCAAGGAAUUGAAAGGGUUUGUUGUUCUUUGUCUGAAAUUGCUAAAUGAUAUGAUUUUGUAAUAAUUACUUAAUAUUUAUUUCAUAUCUUUCCAUUAUUAACCUGUGGUGGCAAACUUCCAAUGCAAGCAAUGAUGGACCAGACAUAUAGUUUGGCUGAUUUUUUUUUCCCAUGUGAAUAACCACUGUUUUACCACAUCUCACAUGCUAGCUCUACUUGCUGUAACCAUCAUGAGAACUGGCAAUAAGAGGCAAUCAAGACCUAUCAAGACCUUAGCAUGAUAGUCCUCUCUUGUUGAAGUGAUCAGCAUCUAAAUUCUCCUCACCAUAUCACUGCUGCAUAGUACAUUAAGGUCAUGAGAAAAAAGGAAAUGAUAGAAAAAAACAAAGAAGCUCUUGAUUGUUGAACAACUUCUCCUUGUCAGUAUAAUAGAAUAUGUACCAAGAACAGUAUUGAGAAUAUACAUUCUGAUGUCAGGGUGUAACGAAAAGCUAAUUUUAAAAGCUUUUUUUACUUUUACAGGAGUUUUGUGACUUUUUCAAGCGCACUAAAUGGUGUCAAGGUAUGAUAGCAUUUUUAGACAGGAACUAGUGUUGCUAGCAGUAUUUUCAAUUCCAAGAGUUUAAUUUGUUUUGUCUUACUUGUGUGUGUGUCGUCUUCUUUCUUCAGGAAUCGCUGGAUGUUAUGUCCACUAAUGAUGACAACACAUUAGGUUUUACUUUAGAACUUUAUUCCAGAUACAUGGAUGCUGCCAAUUAAGGUAUGUGAAAUAUGUAUUGGAAAACUUGGAUCUUCUUUAACUCUUCAAAGGAUACCAACUUUCCUUUUCUGGGCAGGGUUAGGGAAGGGGAAAGGAGGUGACUAUUUUCUUUUGGGGUGGGGUGGGAUGAGAGCAUUAUCACAGCCUGAGAAAAGCUCAGGAUCACUGCACAUCUAAAAAUGACAGAAAAGAAAAGCCAAAAAUAACCAAACAACAACAAAAAGUCAUCAGCCAGACUGUUGACCAAUCUAUUCCUCAUAUCCCAAAUGAUUUGUGGGUUGUGUCUUGAGUGGGAACACUGGGUUCUACCUGCUCUAUCUCUAUUGCAUUCAAUUUUUUUCAAUUCAUUGGUGAGUAUUAGAGCAUUUACAUGAAUGUAGCACAAGAGAGAGGUUAUCUGUAGAGAAAGCACCCUUUGGAGUAAUUUACAUUUCAUUUUCAUACUGCUAAGCAAGAGGGAUGGAAAACUUGCAAACAAAGACUGGAAUGGUGGAACGGAAACAUGAACUGACUUGGGGAGUUUUUUUUCAUUUACAAUGCUUCAUGGUAUAAUUGAAUUUGGAACCAUCAAGUACAGAUGAGAUGGAAUGUGGGACUUCUGGAUUACAAUUCCAGUGCCCUAACUUUGAAAACCCCUUUUUUUAAUUGGUUAUUUCUUCUUGCUGUCUCAAGAUGAUUAUUUUAACUGUUUACUGCACUUGUUUUGUCCAUCUGUUACCCUGCAGGAGAUGCUUUUCCGUCGUACAUGUAAACUAGUUGAGUAUGAGAACGCAACAAAAGCACUGGAAAAAGCCAAACCCAAGAACCAAGAAAUGGUAAGGUUCUAACAAACAUGUGCUUUGCACCUCUCUCUGAUUUUUUACAUGUGAUUGAGUGUUGUUUUUUUUUUUUUUUUGUUUUUCUCGUGAUUCACAUGAGGCUGCACUUAGCAAUAUACUCGAAGUUCAAGUUGAGCUUCUGAAUAAUUAUGGUGAACACCAGAAUUGAAGAAUCCUAAAUUGUUUUACACAUUUUUUUAUUUUCAGCUUCAAAAAGCCAAAGACGAUGCAGAGGAAGCAUACAAUUCAAUUUCAGAAGCUGCAAAGAAAGAGGUGAAUAAAAUGAUAUAAAAAAGGCCUUUUGUUUUACUUAGACUUUUGGCUUACUGUUUUGCCAGAAAAUUUUGCAUGCCACCCUUGCCUGGUUGCAUUUCUUGGUUUUUUUUACAGGCAGACCACCCUGUUGUUGGUUUACUUGUUAGACACGUGUCAAACAAUAAUAUGAAUAUUUGUGCCAUUUUCAUGUUAAAACCUGAAUAUCAAAAAAUUAGUUUACACCACACAAGUGAAUAGUGUUUUUUGUACACACUGAUUGGCUAACUUGAAAGUGGUGAGCAAGUACCUUUAACCUCUGAGAAUCCAAAGUGACAAAAUCGCUCAUCAACAAUCUGAUUUUCAACCAUUUUCCUUGGUUUACAAUGAAUCCUUUGUGCCGGCGUAAUAAACAGAGGAGAAAUGGCAGAUAAUUUAAAUAUUUGUUAAGGGCACUUCAAAAGAAAUUGUCAUUUCGCUCUAACUGCAGUAGACAAUCUGCUUACUCGAUUGAUUUUAAUUUUUGUUUUUUUUUAAUUUAAAUAUAGAUGACCCGUUACAAUAGGCAAAGAGUGUUGAGCCUGCAAGCCAGUCUUAUCCAGUACGCUGAAUCGCGGUUAAAGAAUGGAAGAGAUACCUACGCCAUUUUGGCCAAACUAUUGAAUGACAUGAAAAAAUCUGCUUAAUCAAUGAGCACGGAGAAAAUAGACGGCACCGUAAAUUUGGGAGGCCAAAAUUUAUUUCUAAUUUUCUUUAUGAAAUUAGAUUAUGUUGAUUUGACACGGAUAAUACAAAAAUAAUUUUUAAAACGAUGCAAGGUCGUUUCAGGCAUUGGCUCACUCCAGGUGUUCAGUUAGUAAAACGGAGCAGAGACUGGAGCGGAAAAGUGAAACAGCAAGAGAGGCUUGGGUUAGGUGGGAUUCAUUGAGUGACUCAACCCAAGCCUCCCUCGCUUUUUCACUUCUCUGCUACUAUAGUGCUGUUUACUAUCACACUUUGUUUUGCCGACUGAAUGCCUGGAACAGGCUAUUCAGGCACUAAUCAUAACCAUUGCAAUCUCUUCAAAUGUGAUUGGUGCAUUAGCUGCUUCAUUUUUUCACGUCUCAUUCUGUACAGCUUUAAUUGGACAGCAUAAUUGGACAGUUGGCUUUAAUUGGAUACCUGUAAUUGGACAGUUGAAGCAACGAAUCAUACUAAGUUCAGUCAGCCAAAUCCACCAAUCACAGAGUUAAUCACAAUAACCAUAGCAACAACCACUUGUCUAAAAAAAAAAUUAAGAAUUUCCAAAAUGGAGACAUAUUUUUUUACUGUAGACAUUGUCUAUACCAGAGAUAUUUGACCUAAAUGUAUUUCUUGUUUUCAGAAAUAAUAACAAUUAAGAUUAAAUGGUAACAGGACUUUUUGUCGUCCACUUCUUUCUGUAAUCAUACUCGUGAUUGACAAAUUGGUCUCUUGCUUUGCAGUCGUCCAAUUUUGUUAAUCACGUGUAUGAUAACAACAGACCGAAUAAGACUCCACUCAGUCCUAUUACCAUUGUAGAUUGGCUGGAAAUGGUGGCAAAAAUCCAGCAAUUACUUGAAAUUUAAUCAGCAAAUAUUUCAUGACAGAAAGAAAUUUUCCAAUUUUGUGAAGGCUACUAGCCUUGAAUCAAGGCUCUAGAACAUUCAAUAAACACUUAACAUGGUGAAUUUUCAACUUUAUGUUGUUUUCAUACAGAUCACCAUUAUACUAAAGAGUGAAUGAAUUUCUUUACGUCUUAUAAAAUAAUAUUUUUAUUAAAUCUGAAUGAAUGGGUUUCAAAUAUGCAAAGUUUUAUACAUACUUUCAAGGUAACAGACAUUAUGGAAAAAAAUUUGCUCUCCAAUCCUCUGAAAAGUACCAACCAAAAAAUUGAUUUCCUUUGUAUUGAAAAGCUUUUGAAAUUUAUAUUACAUAUAGCGAUGAUAAGUUUUUGUUUGAAUUGCUUCAUAACUACCUGUAAAGGGCAGAACUUGACGUUUUCAGUUGACUUAAAUGUGAGUAUACUUGUAUUGCUUAAUAUGUUAUCUACUGCGCUAGCUAAUUAAGGCCACAAUUUUCAAUUCAUUAAUACUAAUCGCAUAACGUGAUGACGUCAUAAACGGAAUUCACUGCAUUACCACUUGCUAGUCAGAAGAACUGUGAGACACCACUGGAUUUUGAACGCAACUACUCCAAGCAUUAUUCAAUAAAGGAGCUGUUUAAAACCGUGGACUGAGUUAAUCUUCGACUGGCAAAAUAUUCAAAAUCCACGGUGGUCUGCUACAAAGCGACAACUGGAUAAGCGAAGAUGGAAAACGCAGCCGAAAUCGAGAAGGCUAAAGGCAAGCGUACAACAGCUAAAGGAAGAUUCACAAGAAAGAAGAACUUCCUCACCAAGUCGAUAAACAAUAACCAAGGCGUAGAAAUAGUUGAAACAAACUAUGCGAAACUCGCGGAAGCGUACGAUGAACUCGAAGGAAAACAUGAAGCCUACAUCGAGCUAUUGCCAGACGAUCAGUCUGAAGAAGCAGAAGUGUGGAUGACAGAAGUCCAAGAGAAGUUUAAUGAGGCGACCAAUCGCAAAAUCAAAUAUGUGGAACAAAUCACUGUGAAAGAAAGAUCAACACGUGCGUACGCGGAGCGUCAAGAAUACAUUGAUAAAGCACGCACAAGACAGAAAACAGUGCGCGCAGUUUUCGAAGCUUCAUACAAAAGUAUCUCGCACGCGCUGCAAUCUAAAGAAAUUCCCAACUUUGCAUUGAGAGAUUUACAAAUGCAAAUUGAAGAAGAAUUUUGGAAUGCAAACGAUCAAACGCAGAACUACUACAAUUAUUAACUCAAGACUCAGCAGAAGCUGAAAUAAAUUGGAUCGCUACAAUCCAAACCUGUUAUCAUGAAAUAAAGGAGAAAAUAGCGCUAAGCUACACUAAUGUGGAAGAAGCUAAAGAAACAAAGCGGGAGUCUACCGCCUCAGCUUCCUUUCUACAACUAGAAAAAGUACGAAUGCCUCACUUUGACGGAGAACUACGCAAGUAUCCGCAAUUUAAAAGAGAUUUCCAGAAACAAGUUAUGACUCAAAUCCGAAAAGGUGACGCAGCGUACGUCCUACGCACCUGUCUUAAGGGGGAGCCAGCGAGAUUGGUGAACUGCGUAGACGACGACAUAGACGAGAUGUGGCAUCGUUUAGACGACAAAUAUGGAGACCCAGCCAAAGUUGCCGAUGUCAUCAUUGACGAAAUAAAGCGAUUUAGAAUGCUCAGAGAAGGAGAAGAUAAACGCUUUAUAGAAUUUGUAACCCUCAUAGAGGAUGGUUAUCGUAACCUAAAAAAGGACUCGGCUUGGAAACAGAGAUCACAACCACAAGUUCAGUCAGCGUAAUUGAGAAAGCACUCCCGUCAGAUAUCAAACGGAAAUGGUCCGAACGGGUAAGCUCUCGUGACAGUCUUGUUGAUAAAAGCAACAAAUUUCCAAGUCUUCUCGACUUUCUACAGAGUCAAAGGGAUGCCAUUGAAUACGAAAGUGCUACAAGCCGUGCAGGAAGCAGCAACCAAUAUCACAAGGGCGCAGCACAUUACUCGGAGGGUAUCACAGUUGGAAAAGACGAAAGUACCAAAGAACCUAGGCCUAAGUGUCUGAUUCACGAGAAUGGUAAGCACUGGACGUCAAAUUGCCGACUUUAUCAAGCUAAGACAGUUCACGAAAAAGGGAUUUUCUCAAAGAAAAGCAAGCAUACUGGGCUUGUCUUAAGCCUGGUCACAGGCAGCGGACUUGUAGGAUAAAAGAGAUUGCGGCGUGAAUGGCUGCACGAGGAAACACCACCCAUCAAUUCACGAAAACGAUGAAAGUACACCCCAGCAAGCUUCUGCCUCCGCCAAUGUAUGCAGCGACUCCAACGUCGAUACAUGUCUUCUCCAAGUACAGAGAGUAAAACCAGGAAGGGGACAGCUAAUGUAAUGUGGGACAACGCAGCCUCACUUUGCUUCAUAACCAACGCUAAAGCGAAACAAGAGAAACUCAGUGGAGUCAAAGUGAAUCUUUCAAUAGUGAAGAUAGGAGGGCAGAACGAGGAAAUCGAAACAAUGAAAUACAAGCUGCCACUUUUGGACAAGCGAGGUCAAGCCGUGGAAUUCGAAGUAUAUGGGAUUAACAAAAUCACCUCUGAUAUCGAGCAUGUAAACGUAGAGAGCAUCGCCCACCUAUUUAGAAACGUUUCAAAGGAUGAAAUAGCGCGACCCGCUGGUCCAGUUGAUGUGUUGAUCGGUUAUAAAUACGCCGCCUUUCACCCGGAAAAGGAACAGAAUAAUGGGCAUCUUGUACUACUGAAAAAUCGUUUUGGAAGAUGCGUUGGAGGAACUCACCCACUGCUUAAAGAAACGUGCAUGACCCAUAAUCUUGGAAACGCGAGAGUACACUUUGUAGGCAAAGUCAAUGUCGAAGAUUUUUACACUAUCGAGGCACUUGGUGUACAGUGCAAACCGAAGUGCGGGGGAUGCAAGUGCGGAAAAUGCUCCUUGGGCGCCAAAGAUUAUACCAUACAGGAAGAAAGGGAACUGGAGUUAAUUGAGCGGAAUUUACGUUUCAACAGUGAAGACAACUCAUGGACCGCUGAAUACCCCUGGAUAAAAGACCCCCAUAAGCUUCCUAACAACCGCAAAGUAGCGAUGGCGAAAUUAGCUGCUACCGAACGACGACUCAGAAAGAACGCAGAUCACGCGAAAGUGUAUGACGAACAGAUAAAGGACAUGGUGGCAAGAAAUGUGGCAAGAAAGCUAUCCGAGGAAGAAUUAACAAACUACACAGGCCCUACGCAUUACAUUGCCCAUCACGAAGUACUCAAACCAGAAUCGAAAUCUACUCAAGUCCGUAUAGUUUUCAACAGCAGUGCGAACUAUAUGGGGCACGUAUUAAACGAGUAUUGGGCAAAGGGUCCUGACUUGCUCAACAACUUGUUAGGCGUCUUGAUACGCUUUAGAGAGAACAGAGUUGCUUUCAUGGGAGACAUUAGGAAAAUGUACCACACAGUGAAAACGUCGGAGUUAGACCAACAUACUCACCGAUUUCUUUGGCGCGACAUGGAUAGUACGAGAGAACCAGACACCUAUAUAAUACAGCGAGUGUCAUUUGGAGAUAAACCGUCCGGCACGAUCGCCACUGUAGCAUUGAGAAAAACGGCAGAGAUGAUGCGCAAGAAUUAUCCGGAAGCAGCAGACAUAAUUCAAACCAACACUUACAUGGACGAUAUCAUCGAAAGCAAAGAUAACAUUGCACUGGCCCGUGACCUUAGCCAAGACAUAGAGAAAGCUAUUAUUAAAGGAGGAUUUCAAGUUAAAGAGUGGAUAUUCUCAGGAGAUAUUAACAAGCAAGAAGAAACGAUCAUGGUACAGACACCGCAUACGUCGACCGAAAAGAUACUUGGGAUCAAAUGGAAUCCAUGUGAAGAUCAGCUAUGUUUUGAAGUCAAGAUCAAGUUCUCACCAAAAAGAAAGAGAUAUGCUUUACAAACAAAUAACGUAACCACAGAUUUUCCCCCUCAACAACUCACGAAGAGGAUGAUUCUCUCACAGAUCAAUAGUGUAUAUGAUCCUCUCGGACUAGCUGGACCGUUCACUGUAAGAGCGAAGAUUCUAAUGCGGCACUUAUGGGGAAGUGAACAGAAGCUUGACUGGGAUGAUCCCAUUCCUGAAGAGAAUAGAGAGAACUGGAUAACCUUCUUCAAAGAUUUAAAAGACAUGGAUCAAGUACGAUUCAUGAGAUGCGUGAAGCCGUCGGAUGCAGUUGGAGAACCUAUUCUCAUUAUAUUUAGUGAUGCAUCUCAAGACGCCUACGCUGCAUGCGCGUAUGUACGCUGGGAACGGAAAAAUGGUCAAUUUGAAAGUAACUUGAUCAUCUCUAAGAAUCGCCUAGCUCCAAUCAAAAAAAUAUCUAUCGAUCGUAUCGAACUAUGUGGAGCAGUAUUGAACAAACGUCUCAAGAUCUUCAUAGAGAAAGAAUGUAGAUACCAAUUUCAAAAAAUCUAUCACAUUGUUGACUCACAAAUAGUACAUGCUAUGAUACAGAAAAAUUCCUACGGUUUUAACACCUUCGCUGCCACAAGAAUUGGAGAAAUACAAGAAGGAACAAGCCAAACAGAUUGGUACUGGAUAGAGAGCGAACACAACAUCGCUGAUUGUCUCACGAGAGGGAAGAAGCCUAGCGAUAUCGGGCUCGAAAGCGCAUGGCAGAAAGGACCCGAAUUCCUACGACAACCAGAAGAUGAUUGGCCAAUAACUCGCAAUUAUUUAGAAUCACAACUGCCAGACCGAGUCAAGACGGCAAUGGCUAUAAAAAUCGAAGGAUUUCAGGAUACCCUUGCAGGAAGGAUUCAUAUCACCAAGUACUCAAAUUAUAACAAGCUCUUAAGGGUGACGGCAAGAGUUCUGAAACUCUAUGACAGAAACCCCAAAACAUCUCUGAAAAACACAACACGUGAUCUCACACCACAUGAUUUGGAAAGGGCUGAAUUAUUUUGGAUACGAGAAGCUCAAAAAGACAUGGGGAAGGAUAUCGAGAACGGGAAUUACAAAAGAUUAUGUCCUAAGAUGCGAGAAGAUGGUAUAUAUGUGAUUAGAGGACGAAGCGAGUUAUGGAUGGAGAUGAGCUACAACAAGAGAGAAGUAAUACUCCUUCCAUACGAUCACCCAUUCUCACGUUUAUUUACAGAGCAAAUACACAGAAAAGGGCAUCAUGGGAUAUUAACUACAGCCAGCAAAGUGCGUACCAGGUACUGGAUCCCGAAACUGUUGAAACUUGUGCAAUCAAUCAAGUCCAAAUGCGUCGUUUGUAGAAAACUUGAUAAAAAAGUCAGUGAACAAGUAAUGGGCAACCUUCCAACUGAAAGGCUGAAACCAGCCCCUCCAUGGAGCAGUACAGGCAUCGAUUUAUUUGGACCUUACAAGAUUCGCGAUGAAGUAAAGAAAAGAACAACAUCUAAGGCGUAUGGAGUGAUAUUCAACUGUCUAGGGACAAGAGCAGUUUACUUGGAUAUAGCAGCAGACUAUAGUACAGACAAAUUCCUAAUGGUCUUCAGACGAUUCGUGUCACUACAUGGUUACCCAUCUAAGCUAUUCUCAGAUAACGGUACCCAACUCGUCGCAGCAAAUAAAGAGCUUUCUAAUAUGACCAAGACUUGGGAUUGGAAUAAACUAAAAGGUUUUGGCAUAACUGAGGGAUUUGAGUGGAUCUUUACAUCCGCAGACGCACCCUGGCAGAACGGAGUCACAGAAGCUCUCAUAAGAUCUGUAAAACGAGCUAUUAACGCUUCUAUUGGCGAUAGUACCUUAACAUUCUCAGAGUUACAAACAGUACUUUACGAGGUCGCCAACUUGCUGAAUGAAAGACCAAUAGGAAGGCACCCUGCGUCACCUGAUGACGGUGCAUAUCUUUGCCCAAACGAUCUUUUGCUUGGUAGAGCAACGGCACGAAUACCAAGUGGCAUGAACUUUGACGAGCGAGCGAGUAAUAGAAAACGGUUUUCGUUCGUACAAACGAUAAUAUCUUCUUUCUGGAAGAAGUGGACGCAAAAUUACUUUCCCAGUUUGCUGAUACGUCAAAAAUGGCAUACAUCCCACCGUAACUUAAAAACUGGAGAUAUCGUUCUUAUACAGGACUCGAGCUUGUUAAGAGGAAAAUGGAAGAUCGGGAGAGUUUCUAAUACAUAUCCAGGAACGGAUGGGAGAGUCCGGAAAGUAGACGUCGAAUACAAGAACAUAACAAAUGAGCCUGUAACUAAAUAUAAAGGAAAAGGCUAUAUAAGUGUACAGCGACCAGUACAGCGCCUAAUAUUAAUACUGCCUAUUGAUGAACAGUGACUGAACUCUUAAAUUUACUUGUAAAUCGUAUACUUACUAUACCUCAUUUCAGAUGGGGGAGUGUAUUGCUUAAUAUGUUAUCUACUGCGCUAGCUAAUUAAGGCCACAAUUUUCAAUUCAUUAAUACUAAUCGCAUAACGUGAUGACGUCAUAAACGGAAUUCACUGCAUUACCACUUGCUAGUCAGAAGAACUGUGAGACACCACUGGAUUUUGAACGCAACUACUCCAAGCAUUAUUCAAUAAAGGAGCUGUUUAAAACCGUGGACUGAGUUAAUCUUCGACUGGCAAAAUAAUACUUCUUAUCCUGAUGAAAACUAUGUUUUUCCAGUGUAAUUAUUUUUUUCAAUAUAGAAUGGACCAUAUACA
Pocillopora meandrina is the source of this 14197-nucleotide messenger RNA. The record is from the annotation of a GenBank genome assembly. Lineage: Eukaryota; Metazoa; Cnidaria; Anthozoa; Scleractinia; Pocilloporidae.